AUGACAACGCAGGAGAGAAAAGUCUUAAGGAUUGCGAUGUGCAAAACCAACCUGGGAGUGUAUCCAUGUAAUUUGGAUGCCAGAUGCGCCAACCUAUCCUCUGCCUCUGGUCGUCCGAAAAAUGUCUUCACAUUGAAGAGCAAGGAAGCCGACAACAUGAACGCAAUUGACAUAGAUUAUCAGACGUUUCUUGCAGUGUCUCGAACCAUGCACAACAGGGGAUCACGGAACCCCGUCCCGGAAGGCGAGCUGGACCGACAGUAUUCAAACUUUUCCUACUUGCCUGUAUUAUCUCCUUGCAAGGUCAAAGCACGCACUUCUCAAGCCGAAUUCCAGCUGUCGUUAUUUUCACGUGAACAUGCAUUAAUUCUGGGUCGACUUCAGACACGUUUCCCAGGUCCCACUUUAUGUGAUCCAGUAAGGCUCACUUGGCCUACGAAGGUACAUGGCUUUGAUGAGAAAUAUUCAUCUUCACAGCCUGGAUCUGACUUCAUUGGGUUCAUACAACGGGUUAAUAGAUUUAAGCUCUUGCAGAGGGAAUUGAAAUUCCAGAGCAAAUCGCUGUCUGGAGAAGUAAAAGGAGUUACGUUUAGCUGUAACACCCUUUCGAUGUCUAGCUGUAAUGUCAUCCAAAAGAAACACGAGGGCAUAGAUAUUGUCAAACUGCCAAAUCCUAGACAGGGACAGUCGAGAUACCGGGAAUGGGUUCAAAAGACGAAAAUUCCGGUCAGUAAGUUAUCCCGAGCUAAGUUGUACUGA
Molecule: messenger RNA, 759 nt
Organism: Opisthorchis viverrini
Lineage: Eukaryota; Metazoa; Platyhelminthes; Trematoda; Opisthorchiida; Opisthorchiidae
Exons: 4
Coding region: 1-759 (252 amino acids)
Source: RefSeq, a predicted model, not a curated record